GAACCUAAUAUUUUCGCUUCCCCGGCGGGCGGCAACCUCACCUUAGCCGCCUGCCGGACCUCAACCUAGUCCGCUAGAAUUUUCUACACAUACCUUAAAAUUUCUUCGAGUCCACCGCCUUCACGCCCAACUCCUUCCAGUCGCUGUCCCUAUUCACCCAGUCAACCCAUCACCACCAAUUUUCUUCUUUGAAGCUUCCUCUGUUCUCGGCCCAUCCCAGACUCUCCCAUCUUGAUCAACAUUCUGUUAGAAAGCAUGCCUAACCAUCCAAGCAACCUAUCAUCAGAUCCUACAAGUGCAGGCCAAGCCUUCGAUUACGUCAGCAUCAUCCGAAACCCCGACGGCACGAUCACCCGCGUCCAGCAAUUCCCAAUCAUCCCUGCAACACCCGAUCCCAACUCUUCCACCUGUCCCGUUCUAUCCAAAGACGUCUCUCUCAACCCACAUCACAACACCUGGGUUCGCCUAUUCCUUCCCCGAGAAGCACUGGAUCAUAGUUCCUCAUCAUCAUCAUCCACCACAAAGCUACCUCUCGUUGUUUACUUCCAUGGUGGAGGGUUCACCACUUGCAGUGCAUCCACCAAUGCUUUCCACAACUUCUGCGUUGAUAUGGUCAUCGAAACCGGUGUCGUAAUCGUGUCCGUCGAUUACCGUCUCGCUCCAGAGCACCGGCUCCCGGCGGCCUACGAUGACGCCAUGGAAGCGUUGCACUGGAUUAAAACCUCCGACGAUGAAUGGCUGCGUGAGUUCACUGAUUUUUCAAGCUGUUUUCUCAUGGGCGUUAGCGCUGGUGGAAACAUAGCCUACCACGCGGCACUACGUGCAGCUGCUGCGGCGGCAUCAGCUGAUCUUGAACCGUUGAAGAUCAAAGGGCUGAUAUUGCACCAUCCGUAUUUUGGUGGGUCUCAGAGGACUAAAUCAGAGAUGAGAUUAGUCAACGAUCGGAUAAUUCCGCUGUUUAUGAAUGAUCUUAUGUGGGAAUGCUCGUUGCCAAUUGGUGCCGAUCGAGAUCACAAGUAUUCUAAUCCAACGGUAAGCAAUGAAUCGGUCGAGCGAGUUAGGUUGCUGGGGUGGAAAGUUAUGGUAACGGGCUGUGAGGGAGACCCGCUGAUUGACCGCCAGAUGGAGGUGGCGAAGAUGUUAAAAGAGAAGGGUGUGCAGGUGAUGGCCCAGUUUAAUGCGGGUGGUUGUCACACAGUGGAGCUGCUGGACCCCACAAAAGCUAAAGCGUAUCAUGUGAUUCUUAAACAAUUUGUCUACCCGUCCGUCAGUAGACUGUGAUUGCUAAUUUUAAGAAAUCACAUAUCGCUAGAUUUGUCGCCAAGCUAGCAACUUGUAUGUUCCUUUAUUGAACGCGUUUUCCACGUUUUCCCUUCGCUUAACGAGUUGGGUUUCUCGACUAUAUUUUUCAUGCAAUAAUGUUGUGUGUAGUCUUAUUGAUCCAAA
Messenger RNA from Camellia sinensis, 1446 nucleotides. NCBI's taxonomy places the organism in Eukaryota, Viridiplantae, Streptophyta, Magnoliopsida, Ericales, Theaceae. The record is from RefSeq and is a predicted model, not a curated record.